CUAAGCCUGUCAAGGGCGGUGACGAGAGUCUGCGGUCAGUGAAGAGCGCAGGGCGGAUCAGCGCGAGGCCGCAACGCUGACACACGCGCGAAAACUCUAACAACUCAACGAAAACGAAUCAUGGCAGAUCUGAGUUUAACCGACGCUCUGAACGACAGCGUUCCUGAUGUGGAGAAGGAGGUGGAAAGAGAUUUUGUGGCCACUCUGGAGGCGGAGAGUUUUGAUGAUCAGGUCGGUGAGAUGGUGGGCAAGACGGAUUACAUCCCACUGUUAGACAAUGAUGGGAAGGAUCCCAGUACAGUAGCAGAGAACAGAGAUCAGAAAGCCCAAGGGGCUCAGAACCUUGAUGCAGUAAAUCCACUGGACGCGCCAGGACUGAUUUCAACAUCGUGGCCAGAGAUGCAGGAUUAUGUACAACCACAUCAGACUGACCAGCAGGCCUUUGGAACUGAUUUAAUAACAGAUUUCUCUGAGCCCAGCGUGAUGUCAGCACUGAACACAGGUGAGAGUCCUGCUCCUCUACAGACAGAAAGACCAUCUGAACCACAAGAGUCACCAGCAAUCCAGGCCACUGAAGCCCCCAAAAUACCCGAUGAACCCCUGAUAGCCAUCACACCCAAGAGCCCACUAGACACAUCUGCAGGUAUCUUUGGUGAGCGCUGGUCUAAUGAGGCCGGCAUCCCAUCUGAUCUGCCCUUCACACCCAGCGUUUCCACGGUUAUCAGUCACCAUGCCAGUCACCUGGCUGAAAGUUCACAUGAUAAGCUCGAUUCUCAUUGGUCCCCCAAAGAAAGUGGAGCUGGAGAUGGUGAUGAGAGAGAAGGUGAAGGAUCUGACCGUAAAAAAGACAAGAGAAAGAAGAAAAGAAGACCCAGGGAUGAGGUGUUUGACUUUCACACAGAAAUUCAAAGUGAAAGUGCUUUAACUGACAGCCCGCAUCAUUCGUCCCCACGCAAGGAACGGGACAGAGAUGCAGGCUGGGAGGACGCCGGUCGAGUUGGUGGUAGAGUCAAGAAGCCCAAAAGUCGAAAGAAGAUUCCAGAGGAAUGGGCGAUCCACGCAGAACCAUUUGUCCCUGCUUCCAUGUCAAAAGAGUUUGGAAGUGAUUUUACCUCUCCACUUGCAGAUGACAGUGGUUUAAUAUCGCUCUCUGAAGAUUACACUGAUGAGAGCCUCAUUCCUAUGUCUCUUACACAAGAUCUUCUAUCCCUCACUGCCACUACCCCACCGUCCACACUGCCACUUCAACCUAAAGUGUCAUCCCCAAAGUCUCCAGAUCAGACUUCAAGUCUCUCUCCGCAGCUUCCCUUGUCCAUGUCAUCUGGCUUCCAUGACAUCAUCAUAGAAACAGACAACACCUUCUUGGAUAAUCCACCUGAUGCUUUUGAAUUGCCGUCACCACUAGGCAAAGCUGGUUCCCCUGCUUGCCGCAUCGAUGAAAGUCAAUCUUUCAUGUCUGUUGGUGGAACCUUUGAAGAGGCCAUGUUAGAACAAGAACCCUACACUUCUUCAGUCACUGACACCCAAGUAACAGUUGAGUCCCCAGGAAAGGAACCACUGAUGUCCACCCCCGGAAGCACUUGUUUUGUACCACCUAUGGAGGCACUGAUCUCUGCACCACCAUUCUCACCGUCUGGACCCGCUUGGUCUCUAAAUAAUCACAAUCAGCCCUUUGAUCUUGCUGGGAUUGAAGGUGUGCCCUUUGAGACUCCAGCACCGCUACUUUCACCAAAGAACAAAACCCCGAAAGACUCCAAAGCCAAACAUGGGAAGAAGUCCCGUUCAUCCUCAUCAAAGAGUCCCACCACUCCCGACGCUAAGUUGCCCUCUCCUCAGAAUUCUGGUCUGAAUCCAUCUGCACCACCAUUUUUCCCCAGUUUUGCCGAGCCUCGGGAACCCAUUGCGGGAAUGCCUGUUACCCAUGAAGGAAACUCUGAGAAAAACAAGCCAGAAGAGAACAAAAUGGACAACAUUCAGAAAUCUGACGACUUUGAUGUUUUCAACAAGAUGGACAAAGAUCAGCAAAUGAUUUAUGAGAAAGACAAAACUGAGCCCAUAGACAAACAGACGGCCAAAAACACAGAAACAACCACACCUGAUAAAACACCUGAGAAAAUGGACAUCAGUGAAGUUGGCAAAGUAGAAACACCAGUGAAGGUUGAAGUGAUCGAGAAAGUAGAUCAUUUAGAAAAAACUAUAGCACAAGACGUGUUUGAGAAAGAUGAUACGGUUAAGAAAACAGAAGAUAAGAAAGAGACAACAGAGAAGAUUGAAUCCUCCCCAAAGAUGGACAUAGAGAAAGUAGAUCAGGUAGAAAAAGCCGAAGUGAAAACAGAGAAAGUCAAAGCAGAAGAGAUCAAAGCUGAGCAAGACACAGCAGAAGAUAAGAAGCUGGAUCUGAGACUAGAAAAUGACAAAGUUGAACCAAAGACAGACGAUAAAGCUGAAAAGAAGACAGAAAAGGUUGAGUCCGCUGAAAAGAAACCUGCCAAAGCUGAAAAGGACGAGAAAAGUGAGAAAGUCAAAAAGCCAGCUGCUAAAACCUCUGCGGCCAAACCUGCAGUAACUAACGGUGUACCUGGAAAAGACUUGACCAGUCCUGACAAGAAGACCAAGCCUGUCGCUGGGGCAACCAAACUUAGCUCCUUGAAGCCCCGGCCAAGCUCCGCCUCCACCGCUACAGCUGCCCCCAAGCGUCCAACCCCUACCUCAUCCACCAGUGCACCUGCCCCCCUCAGCAAAAAAGCCCCUGUGCUCAAAGCACCCACCCCAGCCGCUGGCACCAAACGGCCAGCCGCGGCGUCCACCCGACCCAGCACAAAUGCUGCCGCACCCGGUGCAGUGACCAGAGAGGUCAAACCCAAGACGGCCACAGAGAAACGCCCAUCUGUGCCAAAGGUCACGCAUGCACCUGCGUCUGCGCGGCCCACCGCCCCUAAAAAUGAUUCAUCUGCAACAACAGAAAACAAACCUGCAACCACAACACGCACAGCAACCUCAACACGCCCGACAUCCAGCGCGUCUGCAACCCGACGUCCGGUCACAAAGACUGACAGCAAACCAGAAGAGAAGAAACCAGCCACACUGAAAACUGCAGAUGCUGCUCGUCCUAAAACGACACCACUCAAAACAUCCACCACUACAAGCAUCGCCAGCACUCGCCCUCGCCUCACAAAAACAUCCACCACCACCAGCAGCACCACAGGAGCCGCUGCACCCGAGAAGAAGCCGCCUGUAUCCCGCGCCCCACGACCCAGCUCAACCACCACCAGUACUGCAGCUCGCCCCGCUCCCCGCGUCAGCUCCGCCACUGGACCGGAUAUUAAAAACAUCCGCUCUAAGAUCGGCUCCACAGACAACAUGAAACACCAGCCUGGAGGAGGAAAGGUCACAGUUUCUCAGAACCUUCAGGCCUCCAAAGACAACAGCCAGGGCAAAGUUCACAUAGUCUCCAAAAAAGUGGACUACAGUCACGUCACGUCUCGCUUGGGCUCCAAGGACAAUAUGAAACAUGUUCCUGGUGGAGGGAACGUCCAGAUUCUCAGCAAGAAGGUUGAUGUUAGUAAAAUAACCUCAAAGUGUGGCUCCAAAUCCAACAUGAAACAUAAACCAGGUGGAGGCGAUGUAAAGAUUGAGAGUCAUAAGGUGAAUUUCAAAGACAAAGCUCAGUCCAAAGUCGGCUCAAUGGAUAAUGUCAGUCAUGAGCCUGGUGGAGGUAAAGUCAAGGCUGAGGGGGCUGAGGAGACAGCUGAGGGUAGUGUGGCUCCCUCUAGUGGUGUCUCGGCCACCCAGCCGACAGACGGUUCUGCCCAGGAGAAUGGGCUGAAGGAGGGCAAUGCCUGCAGGAGUGAGGAGCUCCGGGACCCGCAGGGUCUGGACUCGCUCAUCCCUGAAACAAGCAUCUAACUCUGCUGUUUGCCAUCACUUUAUCCUUUCCAUUUCAACCCCCCAUCGCCUCCUCUCCUCCCAUUUUUUAUGUCCUGUGUUCUUCUGUCCUGCCUUUCCUCAAAUCUCUGAUGCAGAUUGAGUCAUUCAAGCU
Messenger RNA from Paramisgurnus dabryanus, 4039 nucleotides. RefSeq lists its product as uncharacterized. Gene Ontology annotation, biological process: microtubule cytoskeleton organization; neuron projection development. Gene Ontology annotation, molecular function: microtubule binding. The record is from RefSeq and is a predicted model, not a curated record. Gene Ontology annotation, cellular component: neuron projection. NCBI's taxonomy places the organism in Eukaryota, Metazoa, Chordata, Actinopteri, Cypriniformes, Cobitidae.